Cinclus cinclus is the source of this 2013-nucleotide messenger RNA. Its product is annotated as Fc receptor-like protein 2. NCBI's taxonomy places the organism in Eukaryota, Metazoa, Chordata, Aves, Passeriformes, Cinclidae. The transcript is spliced from 14 exons. Gene Ontology annotation, biological process: cell surface receptor signaling pathway. The record is from RefSeq and is a predicted model, not a curated record. Gene Ontology annotation, molecular function: transmembrane signaling receptor activity. Bases 1 to 2013 code for a protein of 670 amino acids.
AUGGCCGGGCCCCACACCUGGAUGGCCACUGGCUCCCAGCAGGAGGACUUUGGGAGCUCCUUCCUGCCUGGGAGCCGCCAGCCAGGGGACAGGUGGCCCUGGCAGCGAGUGACAGCCAGUGCCCAUGGCCGGGGACACCGGGAUGGCCGGGAAGCCCAGACCCUCGGCCUCGCUGGUGCCCAGACCACCCAGCUCCUCGUGCAGCCCCCCUGGACCCCGGCGGUGCUGUGGGACCGGGUGACACUGACCUGCCAGGGCUCGGGCACCGCCGGUGCCACCACCUGGUACAAGGACUGGCAGCGCUGGGGGCAGGAUGGACGCGACAGCUUCCUUGUCACUGAGAGUGGCACCUACACGUGUGACAGACCCGGCAGUGGGCUCAGCUACCCCGUGCUGGUGUCAAAUGAGCCGCUGGUGCUGCAGGUGCCAGCAUGGGCACUGCUGGAGGGGGACACGGUGACACUGCGCUGCCGGGGCCGGCCGGACAAGCCUGUCAGCAUCGUGCGAUUUUACCGGGACAACCAGAAUUUGAGUGGGUCCAUGAACAGCACGGAGAUGUCCCUGUCCCAUAUGCAGCUUCACAGCAGUGGUCGCUACCGCUGCACAGGCUGGGUAGGCUCAGUAGUUAAAUUAUCAGCACCAGUAUCAGUCACAGUGCAUGAACUGAUGCUGGUCUUGUUUCGGGAAGGUCCCUCCGAGCUCACCGAGGGGUCCCCCCUCAAUCUCAGCUGCCUCAGCACCCCCAGCCCCCUGCGGCCCCCAGCCCCCCUCCUGUACAGCUUCUACCGGGAUGGGCAGAGGGUGGGGGGCCCGCAGGGGUCCCCGCACCUCCUGGUGCCUGCUGCGGGAGUCUCCCACUCGGGGAAUUACACCUGCGAGGUGAGCUCUGAAGGGGGGACCAUGUGGAAGAUCAGUGACCGGCUCGGCGUCACGGUGCGCAGGGUCCCACCCUCGGGAGUGUCUCUGUUGGUGCAGCCCCCUGGGGGACAGGUGACACUGGGGGACAGCCUGGUGCUGAGCUGCACAGUGACCAUGGGGACAGGUCCCCUGUCCUUCUCCUGGCACCGGGAGGGCUCGGGGGCAACCCAGGGCACCGGCCCCCGCCUGGAGCUGCGGCACGUUGGGGACAAUGACAGCGGCCACUACCAGUGCCGGGUCAGCGACGGUGAAAGCGUGGCCCAGAGUGUCCCCCUGAAUGUCACUGUCCUGGUGCCCGUGGCCAAUGCCACCAUCACCCCCGGUCCCCCGGCACUCCAGGUGCGCCCAGGUGACCCCGUGACCCUGCGCUGCUCGGUGCAGGUGGGCUCAGCCCCUGUCACCUUCACCUGGCUGUACAACGGCCAGGAGCUGGCCCGGGGUCCCCUCCUAGAGCUUGGGGACGUCGAUGUGGGACAUUCGGGCACCUACCAGUGCAUGGCCACAAACCAGCUGGGACAGGACGGGCACCGCGUCUUCCGGGCACUCAGCCCAGAGCUGGCCCUGGAGGUGACACCACAGGGAACCACUGGACACCUCUGGAUCACAGCAGUGGCCGCAGGGCUUGGCGGGUCCCUCCUCUUCCUGGUGCUGCUUGUGGGUGGAGCUGUGGGCUGGCGCCGGUGGAACAACAUGGCUGCCAGGAAGCAGCAGGAAAGGCCCCUUCCGGAGCCCCCAGCCCCCCCAGAGGAGGGGGAGGUGCUGUACACCCACGUCGUGAUCACCGAGCAGAUGGGGGCGUCCCCCCGUGCCACCACACUCCAGGAUCCCCAGGUGACCUACGCGGAGCUGCCAGCAACCCAUGGGCGACCAAGGGAAUCUGGGGACAUCUACGGGAAUGACUCGGGAUCAGGCCACGACACAGGGGGAAAUCGCUCCUUUUGCAAACUCACGGGCACCAAUCGCUCCCGCCAUUACCGCCGGCAGCAGGCAGAACAGACGGAGGCAGCAGGAUGGGUCCCAGUGCCCUGUGCCAGCGUAGCAGUGUCCCGGGGCCAGGCACACACCCUGCGCAACCCCCGCCACCGCUCCCCCUGA